This is a messenger RNA of Phymastichus coffea, 414 nucleotides long. RefSeq lists its product as uncharacterized. The transcript has 4 exons. Bases 40 to 354 code for a protein of 104 amino acids. Lineage: Eukaryota; Metazoa; Arthropoda; Insecta; Hymenoptera; Eulophidae. The record is from RefSeq and is a predicted model, not a curated record.
GUACAAGAGCUCCCUAAUUGGAUAUCAAGGCAGAGAAACAUGAGAUUGCCAAUUCUUCCCGCGUGCUUCAUUUUCGUGAUUGCUCUUGUGACGAUUCCAGUCACCGGGGAUCCGCAAUGUCAGCACGGCAAUGAAUGUGCAAACGAUUCCGAAUGUUGUACGGGUUGCUGUAUCGACAACAAGUGUGCCGACAAUCCAAAAUGGUGUCCAUGUUCUGAAUGGCAAUCACCGUGUGACAAGGAAACGCAAGUAUGUGUGCCGCAUAAAGUACAGUGUGUAAUGGCCCCUUGUUACCCACUUCACAAUUGCCUUCCGCGUGUUAAACUCUACCGAGAUAAGUCCAAAUACCAUUAAUUCGCCACCAUACGAAUGAGUUAUGCGUGUUAACGAUGUGAUAAGCAAAUACACAGCUAU